Polistes dominula (European paper wasp) is the source of this 1352-nucleotide messenger RNA. RefSeq names its product cell division cycle protein 37 (gene Cdc37). Gene Ontology annotation, cellular component: cytoplasm. Gene Ontology annotation, molecular function: protein-folding chaperone binding; heat shock protein binding; protein kinase binding. Lineage: Eukaryota; Metazoa; Arthropoda; Insecta; Hymenoptera; Vespidae. The record is from RefSeq and is a predicted model, not a curated record. Gene Ontology annotation, biological process: protein folding; protein stabilization.
CAGAUCAGCGCAAUGUUCAGGUCAUUGCAAUAGUCGACAACCAACUUCGGCGAAUUCAGUGUACAGAAUCAACUGUUUGUUUAAAUAGAAGUUUCAUUUUCACGAUCGAUUUAAAAAACAAAUUUCAAUAGCGUGGGUGUUGACGUACUGUGCUAAAAUAAAAUGGUCGAUUACAGCAAAUGGAAGGAUAUUGAGAUUUCAGACGACGAAGAUGAUACUCAUCCUAACAUUGAUACACCGUCCUUGUUUAGAUGGCGUCAUCAAGCAAGAGUGGAACGUAUGGAAGAAAGAAAACGGGAACAGGAGGAACAUGAAAGGAAAAAGAUUGAACAUAUGAAAAAACUUAAAGAAACUAAAGAAAAACUUGCAAGACUAGAAAACGAGCAAAAGGAUUCAGCAGAUUUAAGUGCAUUGAAAAAAGUUUUGCAAGAUCUCGAAGAAGAAGAGAAAAAAAUAAAAGCAAGAGAAGAUGAAAUGAAAAAAAAGGAAAAGUUGACACCAUGGAAUGUUGAUACGAUUGGUCAAGAUGGCUUUACCAAAACUGUAAUAAACACAAAACCAGCUCGGAAUGAUGAUGAUUCCACUCUCUCAGAUGAAGAGAAGGAAAAAAGAAUGAAACAAUUUGUAAAGAAAAAUGAGAAACAGUUGAAAGAAUUUGGUAUGCUUAGAAGAUAUGACGAUAGUAAGAAAUUCUUAUUGGAACAUCCUCAAAUAGUUUGUGAGAAUACAGCUAAUUAUUUAGUUAUUUGGUGCAUUAAUUUAGAAAUGGAAGAGAAACAUGACUUAAUGGAACACGUUGCUCAUCAAUGUAUAUGCAUGCAGUAUAUAUUAGAACUAUCUAAGCAAUUAAAUGUUGAUCCUAGAGCUUGCGUUAGUUCAUUCUUCAGUCGUAUACAAAUUGCUGAAGUAGAAUAUAAGAAUUCGUUUGACGAAGAACUUAGAGCAUUUAAAGAUAGAAUACGCAAACGUGCUGCAGAGAAGGUUGCAGAUGCACUUAGAGAAGCAGAAGAAGAAGAAAGAAAAGAGAGACUUGGCCCUGGAGGUCUUGAUCCUGUUGAAGUUUUUGAAAGUCUUCCAAAGCCUUUACAACAGUGUUUUGAAGCGCAAGACAUACCGUUAUUGCAACAAACAAUAGCCGCCAUGCCUGAAGAUGAAGCUAGAUAUCACAUGAAGCGUUGUAUCGAUAGCGGUCUCUGGGUUCCAGAUGCUAAAGCUAAAGAAAAAGAAGAGCAAGAGCAAAAUGGAAAAGAAGAAAUUACGGGUACACCUGAUCCGGAAUAACACUUUUUUUUCAACUAAGCUCUGCUUUUGCAUCCAUUUAUUUUCUUUUUCUCUUUGUUAAGAUACUACUU